Galendromus occidentalis (western predatory mite) is the source of this 923-nucleotide messenger RNA. RefSeq lists its product as uncharacterized. NCBI's taxonomy places the organism in Eukaryota, Metazoa, Arthropoda, Arachnida, Mesostigmata, Phytoseiidae. The record is from RefSeq and is a predicted model, not a curated record. The transcript has 2 exons. The coding region runs from base 48 to 923 and encodes 291 amino acids.
UCCGCCGUCUUCGCGCUGUCGCGCGCGAUUUCCGGAGGAAAACCGCCAUGAUGGAUGAAGUCCGGAAGAUCACGGAGAGGGAUGAAUACAAUGGCAGGUCGUUGUGUGUCAAGAUAGAUUGUAAAACGAGAUGGUACUCCACACUGGAAGUGAUCGAGCGUGCCUUCGAGAUUCUGCCAGCAAUCAACAACGUCCUAUCCCGCUACGGAACGCCCCUGAGCCCGAGUGAAGCUGUGGCUUUGGAAAGGAUCAGGAACAUCUUGUCACCAUUCAAACGAGCCAUUCUAGCCUUGUGCAAAAACGAAGCCACCUUGUUUCACGCGGACAGAGUCUUCUCGCUAUUGAUGAAGGAUCUCGAUGAGAUGAAUGUUGAGCUAUCUCGAAUCCUCCUUGAGAGUUUGAAAGGGGAGAUCAGAAAAAGACGGACAAUUCACUCUAGCAUUCUGGCUGUAUUGGAGAAUUACGAAUAUGACUUCAGCCUCGAACUCGAAGUUGGACAAGAGCGUCUUUCCGACGAUGAAAUUUUGGACAAUCUGGCGGAUAUUCUCGAUGCGCGGGAAUUUGUCGAGGAUGAGUCAUCCUCCCUCGAGAUGCUCAGCCAAGCUCCGACAGUUAGCUGGGAUUCAAUAUUCAACGAGACAUCAGCUUCCUCUGAUAGCGCCGGGGCGAGCUCAAGCGGUAGAGCUCCAUCUGGUAGAGUUCAGUUGAACCGCGAAUUAGUUCUCAAAUCCGGAGGUGGUCGCGGACCGCUCUUGAACACUUGCUUGGAGAGCUUAAGAGCCAUUCCACCUAAAUCGGUGCAAGCAGAGAGGGACUUUAGUACGGUCCGUCAUCUGCUGGGCGAGAAUCGAGCCAGACUUAAAUCAACGACCCUGAACGAUAUUUUCAUAAUCCGGAAGGCGCUUCAAAACCAAGUCUUGUGA